AUGGCAACCACCUACACCAAGAAACCCGCCCAGGUCAUCUUUGGCGCCGGAGACCUCGGCAACAACACCAACAAGGGCUACGAUACCGACUCGUCCGUUUCACACUUUCUUGAAAUCUGCCGCUCCUACUACACCUCAACUUGUACCAAACCACACUUCGACACUGGCCGCGCCUACCCGGCUGCCAACCCCGGCGCUUCCGAGACCUGGCUCGGGCGCAUGAGCGUCGGUUCCUGGCCUGCCGACAUUGACACAAAAGUAUGGUCCCAGUCCCCGGACGCGCACAGGCCCGCCGCCAUCGCCAAGUCCAUCUCGGAAUCUCUCACGGCCCUGGGCGUGGACAAGGUGCACACAAUGUACCUUCACUUCCCCUGCCGCGAGACCCCGUUCAGCGAAGUCUGUGGCGCCAUGAACGCCGCCUUCCGGCAGGGCAAGUUUGACCGCUGGGGCUUGAGCAAUUAUACCCCAGCCGACAUCGAAGAGAUGCAGUCCAUCUGCCACGAAAUGGGCUAUGAACCGCCGCGGGUGUACGAGGGGCAGUACAACGCCGUCGCGAGGCUGGGCGAGGAGAAACUGCUGCCCGUCUUGAGAAAAUACGACAUGGCAUACGUUGCCUACUCACCCUCCGCGGCGGGACUGUUCAGUGGUCAAGUCACUGCCGACUCGGUGCACAAGCCGACGGGUAGAUGGUCCAAGAGCCAGCCUGGCGGCGCCAUUUACGCCGACAUGUAUCUCAAGCCUAGCCUUUUGGCCUGCUCGGAAAGAGUCCAGGAUGCUGCAAAGAGGCUCGGGAUCCCGAGGGGGGGUCACGAGGUUGCGUUGCGAUGGGUCAUUCAUCACUCAUGCCUGGACGGGGCGCGGGGAGAUGGCAUAAUUGUUGGAGGCAGCACCUUGGAGCAGGCGCGACAAAACGUAGAAAUCUGUAAACAGGGGCCGCUUCCGCAGGAACUGGUUGAUUUGAUGGAACAAGUCUGGGCCGUCGCGAGGCCGAUUGCCCCGUUUGCGUACCCGGAGUGGACCAAGGAGGAGAUAGAGAAGAUGGCGGAGAAUUUGUACGCUGUGGGACAGGAAACGGCGCCACUGCCUCGAGCGACAGUCGCCUGA
Molecule: messenger RNA, 1104 nt
Organism: Pyricularia pennisetigena
Lineage: Eukaryota; Fungi; Ascomycota; Sordariomycetes; Magnaporthales; Pyriculariaceae
Exons: 1
Coding region: 1-1104 (367 amino acids)
Cellular component (GO): cytosol
Source: RefSeq, a predicted model, not a curated record